AUGUCUUCCAUCGUCAACAAGGUCAAGGACGCUCUCCACCACGACAAGUCUCAGGAGACUAAGACUGGCACCCACGGCCCCCACGACAGCAAGGCUGCCAACGUCGCCGACCCCCGCGUCGACUCUGACCGUGACCACCGCGCCAACCCGGCUUCGGCCACUGGCGCCAACACCCACGCCACCAACCCUUCGAUGGCCGGCCACGGCAACGCCCACGGUGCCACCAGCACCACCGGCACCAGCGGUCUUGGCUCGACUGGUACCACCGGCACCGGCAUGACCGGCAGCCACGGCACCUCUGGCAUGACCAGCUCCAACAACUACGGCAGCUCCGGUCUUGGCUCCACCGGUACCUCCACCAACUCGGGCCCCCACGGCUCCAACAUGAUGAACAAGGCCGACCCCCGCGUCGACUCUGACCGUGACCACCGUGCUGCCCCCGGUGGCAUGACUGGCUCCAACAACUACGGCAGCUCGGGUCUUGGCUCCACCGGCACCACUGGUACCGGCAUGACCGGCUCCCAUGGCACUUCGGGCAUGACCAGCUCCCACACCUCGGGCAUGACUGGCUCCAACAACUACGGCAGCUCGGGCCUUGGCUCCACCGGCACCACUGGCACCGGAAUGACCGGCAGCCACGGUACCACCGGCGGCCUUGGCGGCACCGGCCCCGGCCCUGCUAACAACACUGCCGGCCCCCACAAGUCGGAUAUGAUGAACAAGGUCGACCCCCGCGUCGACAGCGACCUUGACGGCAGCAAGACUGUCGGCCAGGACAAGACUUACCAGAGGUCAUCUGCCACAACUGGCACUCACAUGUCAAAGGAUCCUACCGAUGCCGCACAGGUGCCUCCCUCUGUGAUGCGCAAGACCCUUGGCGACCCCGUUGUCGAGCAUGAUGACCACCUUCAUGCCCGCGACGAGCGUCACAGGCGGGCUAGCGCUCAGGAGGAUUUCCGUGGUGUCUAA
Pyricularia oryzae 70-15 is the source of this 969-nucleotide messenger RNA. RefSeq lists its product as uncharacterized. Lineage: Eukaryota; Fungi; Ascomycota; Sordariomycetes; Magnaporthales; Pyriculariaceae. The transcript is spliced from 2 exons. The record is from RefSeq and is a predicted model, not a curated record. Bases 1 to 969 code for a protein of 322 amino acids.